Callithrix jacchus (white-tufted-ear marmoset) is the source of this 1387-nucleotide messenger RNA. RefSeq names its product calcium homeostasis modulator family member 4 (gene CALHM4). Gene Ontology annotation, cellular component: plasma membrane. Gene Ontology annotation, molecular function: monoatomic cation channel activity. NCBI's taxonomy places the organism in Eukaryota, Metazoa, Chordata, Mammalia, Primates, Cebidae. The record is from RefSeq and is a predicted model, not a curated record.
UGAUCAGAAAGGGCCACAAGCUGAUUUGUGUAAGAACUUUCCAUGAUGUGCUCAACUCUCAACAGUAUUGUGUCUUCUCUGCAGAGAAAUGGAAUAUUUAUCAAUUCUUUAAUUGCAGCCUUGACUACUGGUGGACAACUCUUCUCCUCUUUCACAUUCAGCUGUCCUUGUCAGGUUGGAAAAAAUUUCUAUUAUGGUUCCGCUUUUCUGGUUAUUCCUGCCUUGAUCCUUCUGAUCGCUGGCUUUGCUUUGAGAAGCCAAAUGUGGACAAUUACUGGUGAAUACUGCUGCAGCUGUGCCCCUCAAUACAGGAGAAUCAGCCCCCUGGAGUGCAAGCUGGCUUGCCUUAGGUUCUUCAGCAUCACUGGGAGGGCAGUUGUUGCUCCAUUAACCUGGCUGGCGGUGACCCUGCUGACGGGAACGUAUUAUGAAUGUGCAGCAAGUGAAUUUGCAUCUGUGGACCACUACCCAGUGUUUGAUAAUGUCAGUGCCAGCAAACGUGAAGAGAUCCUAGCUGGGUUUCCAUGUUGCCGAUCAGCUCCUGCUGACGUGAUCCUAGUAAGAGAUGAAAUAGCUCUUCUGCACAGAUUCCAGUCACAGAUGCUAGGUUGGAUUCUGAUCACCUUGACAACCAUUGCUGUCUUAGUCUCCUGCUGUGUGGCAAGGUGCUGCUCUCCCCUCACCUCUCUGCAACAUUGCUACUGGACCAGCCACCUCCAGAAUGAGAGAGAACUCUUUGAACAAGCAGCAGAGCAGCACUCUCGGCUCCUCAUCAUGCAGCGCAUAAAGAAGCUAUUUGGCUUCAUUCCUGGAAGUGAGGAUGUCAAACACAUCCGUAUUCCUUCUUGUCAGGACUGGAAAGAAAUUUCAGUACCCACUCUUUUAUGCAUAGGUGAUGACUUGCGAGGUCACUAUAGCUUCCUUGGAGAUAGGGUGGAUGAGGAUAAUGAAGACAGAUCAAGAGGUAUUGAAUUAAAACCUUGAUUUCAGCACCUUUUACAAGUCAGAUUGCUUAGCAGACACUUGGCUUUUGUGAUCAAGAUGUUUCAGUGUAAUCUCUUCAUCUUUUUCUUUCUCUUCUGAUAUUUGUUUAUAUAAGCCCAUCUCAAAUAUUUCUAAAAUCAAUUUAUUAGAUAAUUGUGCCAAUCUCUCUUUUUGAAAUUUUAUCAAUGGUCUGGUAAUGCCUAGAGUGUCAUUUUGGCCUAAUUAAAAACAGUACGGAAUGUGAACUCACAUGGAAAUUUGCAUCUUAGUUCUGUUAUUUAGUAGCUGUAUGAAAAUUAAUAUUUCUGAGAGCUAUUUUGUCAUCUGCACAUUGUAGCUACCCGCUAGAGCUACUGUGAGAAUUAAACAUGAUAACACAAAGUAUUUAGCACAGUGUUUUUCA